UGAAACUGGCCCAUGCUUAUCAUGUGCCCUUCUUUCAUUUCCAUUCUUCAAAAUUUUCCCCUUCUCUCUCUAAAAAAAAAAAUCACAACUCAACGUUCUCUCUCUUAAAAAAAAUACAACUAUGAAGCUAGAAGAAUGCGAUUAUUGCAGCAAAAACGCCGCCGUUUUAUUCUGCGAAGCAGAUUCCGCCAAUCUCUGCUUACUUUGCGACAGAGAAAUCCACUCCGCAAAUUCCCUUUCCCUUAAACAUCUCAGAAUACCCGGGUUCGGAACACCCGACCCGAAUUCCGAACCAAAAUCCGCCAUUGAUGGACUUCCAACAGCUAUUGAGCUUGCACCCAUUUGGGGUAUUAGCGAUUUAGUUGUUCCUUGUCUGGGCGAUGAAGAAAAGGAUGCCGUUGUUAAACAAUUGAUGACUUUGAGUAAGUGGGAUUUGGAGGAAAGAGAAAAUAAUAGUUCGGAGUUUGGUCCGGAUACUCCGAGCCUAGAAACGGGUGAUGGGUCGGAUAUGUUAAUGCAUAAUAUGCCCUUUACUUCUUUGUUGAUGAAAGAAGGUGAACGAACUUUUGCUGAAGAUAGAGAUUUUUUGUGGGAUUUUGAGCCUGAUUAUCAACCUCCUCAGGACUGGGAUGGUCAAUGGGGAGGACCAAUGGAUUUUGAAGAACCUUCAUGCACGUCAACUGGGGUACCAGAAGAUAUGUCUGAAAUGCAAUGCUCAAGAAAUCUCGAAGGUUCUCAGUCAACUGGAGUACCAGAAGAUGUGUCGGAGAUGGCAGAGAUGCAAAGCUCAAGAAAUCUUAAAGGCUCUCAAUCAAGAGAUGAUGGCACAAAUCAGAUGAUGGACAGUGAAGUUUACUUAACAGUAGAUAACUGCAGUGUACCAGUUGUUGGAGCAUCUUCUGAUGCUAAAGUAAUUAAACCUGAGAUGAUUGAUGGGGAGCACAAUAUGCAGUUCAUGGAGUGGCCUUACUGGAGGAAACCGAUGAAUACAGCUGAUGUGGAACAGCUUGCAGAGAAUCGAGGGAAAGCUAUGCUACGCUACAAGGAAAAGAAGAAAUCGCGAAGAUAUGACAAACACAUUCGAUACGAAUCAAGGAAGGCUAGAGCUGAUAAUCGACAACGAGUGAAGGGUCGAUUUGUCAAGGCGAAUGAGUCACCUGAAAUAUGAACUGGCAGCUGAUUGCCCUCGUUACUCUCUUCUUCGUGUAACUGUGUAUGCGGUCAUUUGGUUGGACAUAGGAAGUCACGCUGUCCCGGAAUUUAUAAUUCCUAGGAAGUAUGGAAUAUUGUUUGGAUGAUUACAGGAAGCUCCAUUUACCCGGGAAGACUUAGCAGUAACUUUCCUAUGUGGAAAAUUGAACUUCCUGUAUUUUUGUCAACCAAACAUCUCCCAGUUUUCUACUUCCCAUGACUUCCUAUGUAAAUUUGUCUCAACUGAAUGACCGCCGUAACUAUGCUGACUUAGUAUGUAUAUAUUUAUAUUCAUGUAAACCAGCUUUCCUGUCGACAAUAGAUGUCUGACUGAAGUAUUAUAUUCCCCCUAUUUUCUGUGAGAAGGAUAGAUUCAUCUCUAAUUUUUUUUACUAACGCGGUUAUUGGAGGACUGUUUUGGGAAUAUGAAUGAGAAUGGCAUAUCUUAAAUUCCUGGUCCAUUGUUGGUCUGAA
Chenopodium quinoa (quinoa) is the source of this 1665-nucleotide messenger RNA. Its product is annotated as zinc finger protein CONSTANS-LIKE 15-like. Gene Ontology annotation, molecular function: zinc ion binding; protein binding. NCBI's taxonomy places the organism in Eukaryota, Viridiplantae, Streptophyta, Magnoliopsida, Caryophyllales, Amaranthaceae. The transcript has 4 exons. Bases 122 to 1168 code for a protein of 348 amino acids. The record is from RefSeq and is a predicted model, not a curated record.